GUAGGCAUGGGUUCCCUGCGGAGCUGGUGGACACUCUGGGCUGGAGCAGCCCUCCUGUGGGGAUUGACCCAGGAGGCCUCAGUGGACCCCAAGAACACCAGUGGGGAGGAAUUCCUCGCCGCCUUCCUGCAGAACUAUCUGCCUGGGUACAACAAAGCCUCCCUCCGCCUCCUCAUCUCCAGUCUGUCAGAAAACCCCACCUUGGUUUCCAUCCUCAGCCAGGCAGACGGCACUUUACAGAAUGUCACAGUGAGACCUGGGGAAUCUGUCAUGGUCAACAUCAGUGCCAAGGCUGAGAUGACCGGUAGCAAUACCUUUCAGCAUGCAGUGGUGGUCCACUCUGACCGCACCAUCUCUGUGCAGGCAUUAAACACUAAGCCCGACACAGGAGAGCUUACACUGCUGCGGCCUGUCCGUGCUCUGGGCACCGAGUAUUUUGUGUUCACACCCCCUGGCACCUCAGCCAAGAAUGUCAAGGAGUUUGCUGUGGUGGCCGGGGCAGCAGGCGCCUCAGUCAGUAUCAAACUAACAGGAGCAGUGACAUUCCAGGGCAAAUUCUACUCAGCGGGCAAUGUUCUUAGUGUGACUCUGCAGCCCUACAACGUGGCCCAGAUACAAAGUACAGCUGACCUCUCGGGGUCAAAGGUCACCUCCAGUAGCCCAGUGGCUGUCUUCUCGGGCCACAGCUGUGCCCAGAAACACACAAACUGCAACCAUGUAGUGGAGCAGCUGCUACCCACAUCUGCCUGGGGUACCCACUAUGUGGUGCCCCCUCUGCCCUCCCAAGCCCGUUAUGAUAUUGUCUACGUUGUGGCCAGCCAGGCCACAAAGUUGACCUACAACCAGGGGGGUAUCAUCGGCUCCCGUGGUCUCCAGAUGGGUGACGUGUUAGAGUUCGAGCUCCGACAAUCCCACCCACUCUACCUGUCUGCAGAUGUAGGCAUCCAGGUCCUGCUGUUUGGCACUGGUGCUAUAAGGGAUGAAAUCACCUAUGAUCCCUACCUGGUCGUGGUCCCAGAUGUGGCAGCCUACUGCCCUGCCUACGUGGUCAAGAGUGUACCAGGUGCUAUAGGCGUGGCCCUGGUGGUGGCCCCAGUGAAGGCUACUGAUAAGCUGACCAUGGACGGCCAUGCACUGGGGGCGAAGCUCACCUGGGUGGCUGUGCCAGGCAGCGAGUUCUCCUAUGCCGAAGUGGACCUCGGUACUGCUGACAGGAUCCAUGUGGCUAAAGCCACUACCAACUUUGGGCUGCUCACCCUCGGGAUGGCCCGUGCUGUGGGUUACGGGACAGCAGCUGCCUGUGGCCAGACUGUGCUUCGAGAAGAGGAGCCCACCUGUGAAGGCGUGCAGUGCGCGGCCGGGCAGCGCUGCCAGGUGGUGGAAGGGAAGGCCAAAUGCGUGGCAGAGCCCGCCGCGGUCUGCCGCGCUCAGGGUGACCCCCAUUAUACCACCUUCGAUGGCCGUCGCUACGAUAUGAUGGGCACCUGCUCGUACACCAUGGCCGAGCUGUGCGGCAUGGAUGAAAAUCUGCCCGCCUUCAGUGUGGAGGCCAAGAACGAGCACCGCGGCAGCCGUCGCGUCUCCUACGUGGGCUUUGUCACCGUGCGCGCCUACAGCCACUCUGUGUCGCUGGCGCGCGGAGAAGUCGGCUUUGCCCGGAUUGACAACCAGCGCUCCCGCCUGCCAGCCUCUCUGAGCGAGGGGCGUCUGCGUGUGUACCAGAGCGGCACACGGGCCGUGGUGGAGCUGGACUUCGGGCUGGUGGUCACCUAUGACUGGGACUGCCAGCUCGUGCUGAGCCUGCCCACACAGUUCCAAGACCAGGUGUGUGGGCUGUGUGGCAACUACAAUGGUGACCCCACUGAUGAUUUCCUCACGCCUGACUGGGAGCAGGCUCCCAAUGCUAUGGAGUUCGCCAGUAGCUGGAAGCUGGAUGACGGGGACUACCUGUGCGAGGACGGCUGCCAGAGCAACUGUCCGUCCUGCACCCCAGGCCAGGCCCAGCACUACGAGGGCAACCGACUGUGUGGCAUGCUGACUCUAAAAAAUGGCCCCUUCGCUGUCUGCCAUGAUAUCUUGGAUCCCAAACCCUUCCUGGAAGAAUGUGUCUAUGACCUGUGUGUGGUUGGUGGGGACCGGCCCAGCCUAUGCCGUGGCCUCAGUGCCUAUGCCCAAGCAUGUCUGGAGCUUGGCAUCUCUGUCGGAGACUGGAGGUCGCUAGCCAAUUGCCCCCUGUCCUGCCCAGCCAACAGCCGCUACGAGCUCUGCGGCCCUGCCUGCCCGGCCUCCUGCAACUCUGCGGCAGCGCCGUCCAACUGCUCUGGGCGUCCCUGCGUGGAGGGCUGCGUGUGCCUUCCUGGCUUCGUAGCAAGCGGCGGCGCCUGCGUGCCAGCCUCGUCCUGCGGUUGCACCUUCCAGGGCCGUCCGCUCGCACCAGGCCAGGAGGUGUGGGCAGACGAGCUGUGCCAGCGGCGCUGUACCUGUAACGGCGCCACUCAGCAAGUGAGCUGCCGUGACACGCAGGGCUGCCCAGCGGGCGAGCGCUGCCUCGUCCAGAAUGGCCUCCUGGGUUGCUACCCUGACCGCUUUGGGACUUGCCAGGCGUCCGGAGACCCGCACUAUGUGAGCUUCGAUGGCCGGCGCUUCGACUUUAUGGGCACCUGCACAUACCUGCUGGUUGGCUCAUGUGGCCAAGAUGCAGCGCUGCCUGCCUUCCGCGUGCUGGUGGAAAACGAGCACCGGGGCAGCCAGACUGUGAGCUACACACGCGCUGUGCGGGUGGAGGCCCGAGGCGUGGAGGUGGCGGUGCGCCGGGAAUACCCAGGAAAAGUGCUGGUCGAUGGCAUCUUUCAGUACCUGCCCUUCCAAGCAGCAGAUGGACAGGUGCAGGUGUUCCGCCAGGGCAGGGAUGCUGUAGUGCGCACAGACUUUGGCCUGACUGUCACCUACAACUGGGAUGCCCGUGUGACUGUUAAAGUGCCCAGCAGCUAUGCCGGGGCCCUGUGUGGACUCUGUGGGAACUUCAAUGGGAACUCAGCAGAUGACCUGGCUCUCCGGGGUGGGGGUCAAGCUGCCAAUGCUCUGGCCUUUGGGAACAGCUGGCUAGAAGAGACAAGGCCUGGGUGCGGAGCAGCUGAACCAGGCGACUGUCCCAAUCUUGACUCCCUGGUGGCUCAGCAGCUACAGAGCAAGAAGGAGUGUGGAAUCCUUGCUGACCCUGAAGGGCCUUUCCGGGAGUGUCACAACACUCUGGACCCCCAUGGGGCUGUGCGUGACUGCGUCUAUGACCGCUGCCUGCUGCCAGGCCAGUCUGGGCCACUGUGUGAUGCACUGGCCACAUACGCUGCUGCAUGCCAAGCUGCUGGGGCCACUGUCCACCCCUGGAGGAGUGAAGAAUUUUGCCCACUUACUUGUCCGCCCCAUAGCCACUACGAAGAGUGUUCCUAUGGCUGCCUACUAUCUUGUGGAGACAUCCCAGUGCCCGGGGGCUGUGGCUCGGAAUGCUAUGAGGGCUGUGUGUGUGAUGAGGGCUUCGUGCUCAGUGGUGAGUCCUGCGUGCCCCUGGCCUCCUGCGGCUGCGUACACCAGGGUGUCUACCAUCCACCAGGCCAGACCUUCCAUCCCGGACCUGGCUGCGAUUCCCUUUGUCACUGCCAGGAAGGUGGUCUGGUAUCCUGCAAGCCCUCCACCUGUGGCCCACAUGAGGCCUGUCAGCCGUCCGGUGGCAUCCUAGGCUGUGUGGCUGUGGGUUCUACCACCUGCCAGGCAUCAGGAGACCCUCAUUACACCACUUUCGAUGGCCGACGCUUUGACUUCAUGGGCACAUGUGUAUAUGUGCUGGCUCAGACCUGCGGGACCCGGCCAGGCCUGCACCAGUUUGCCGUCCUACAGGAGAACGUGGCCUGGGGCAAUGGGAAAGUCAGUGUGACCAAGGCGAUCACAGUGCAAGUGGCUAAUUUCACCCUUCGGCUGGAACAGAAGAAAUGGAAAGUCACGGUGAACGGUGUGGACAUGAACCUGCCCGUGGUGCUGGCUGAAGGCAAGAUCCGAGCCUUCCGACAUGGCUCAGAUGCUGUGAUCGAGACCGACUUCGGCCUACGUGUGGCCUAUGACCUUGUAUACAAUGUGCGGGUCACUGUCCCAGGCAACUACUACCAACAGAUGUGUGGCCUGUGUGGAGACUACAACGGUGACCCCAAGGAUGACUUUCAGAAGCCAGAUGGCUCACAGGCAGGCAACCCCAAUGAUUUUGGCAACUCCUGGGAGGAAGCAGUGCCUGGAUCUCCCUGCCUGCCACCCACUUGCAAGCCAGGCGAGGACUGCAACCCAGAAUGUAGCCCCGAGUUGGAGCAGAAGUACCAGCAGGAGCAGUUCUGCGGGCUUCUCACCAGCCCCACAGGUCCCCUGGCCUCCUGCCACAAGCUGGUGGACCCCCAGGGUCCCUUGCAAGAUUGCGUCUUCGAUCUCUGCGUGGGCGGUGGGAACCAGAGCAUUCUCUGUAGCGAUAUCCACGCCUAUGUGAGUGCUUGCCAGGCAGCUGGAGGUCACGUCGAGCCCUGGAGGACUGAAUCUUUCUGUCCAAUGGAAUGCCCUCCCAACAGCCACUACGAGCUCUGUGCGGACACCUGCUCCCUGGGCUGCUCAGCUCUCAGUGCCCCACCACAGUGCCCGGAUAAAUGUGCUGAGGGCUGCCAGUGUGACCCUGGCUUCCUCGCCAACGGCCAAGCCUGUGUGCCCAUCCAGCAAUGCGGCUGCUACCACAAUGGUGUCUACUACGAGCCGGGGCAGACAGUCCUCAUUGACAGCUGCCAGCAGCAGUGCGUGUGCCAUGCAGGUAAAGGCAUGGCAUGCCAAGAACACAGCUGCAAGCCGGAACAGGUGUGCCAGCCCUCAGAAGGAGUCCUGAGCUGUGUUACCAAAGACCCAUGCCACGGUGUGACAUGCCGGCCACAGGAGACAUGCAAAGAACAGGGAGGCCAGGGCAUUUGUGUGCCCAAUUACGAGGCCACAUGCUGGCUGUGGGGUGACCCACACUACCACUCCUUCGAUGGCCGGGACUUUGACUUCCAGGGCACCUGCAACUAUGUGCUGGCAACAACUGGCUGCCCAGGGGCCAGUGCCCAGGGCCUGACACCCUUCACCGUCACCACUAAGAAUGAGAACCGGGGCAACCCUGCUGUGUCCUAUGUCCGGCUCGUGACCGUGACUGCCCUCGGUACCAACAUCUCCAUCCACAAGGGCGAAAUUGGCAAAGUCCGGGUGAAUGGUGUCCUGACAGUGCUGCCUGUCUCCACGGCUGGAGGGCGGCUUUCGGUGACACAGGGCGCAGGAAAGGCGAUGCUAGCAACUGACUUCGGACUGCAAGUCACCUAUGACUGGAACUGGAGGGUAGAAGUGACACUGCCCAGUAGCUACCAUGGUGCAGUGUGCGGGCUCUGUGGGAACAUGGACCGCAACCCCAACAAUGACCAAGCCUUCCCUAAUGGCACUCUGGCUCCCUCAACACCCAUCUGGGGUGGCAGCUGGCGAGUCCCAGGCUGGGACCCGCUGUGCUGGGAUGAGUGUCAGGGGUCCUGCCCAACAUGCCCUGAGGACCGGCUGGAUGAAUAUGGGGGUCCUGGCUUCUGUGGACCCCUGGCCCCUGGCACAGGGGGCCCCUUUGCCACUUGCCAUGCCCAUGUGCCACCCGAUAGCUUCUUCAAAGGCUGUGUCCUGGACGUCUGCCUGGGCGGCGGGGCCCAUGACAUACUUUGCCAGGCACUGGCUGCCUAUGCUGCUGCCUGCCAGGCUGCGGGGAUUGUCAUCGAGGACUGGAGGGCACAGGCUGGCUGUGAGAUUCCCUGCCCAGACAACAGCCACUACGAGCUCUGUGGCCCACGCUGCCCAGCCAGCUGCCCAUCCCCGGCGCCUCCCCCAGCACCAGCCCUCUGUGAGGGCCCUUGCAUCGAGGGCUGCCAGUGCAACUCAGGCUUCGUGUUGAGUGCUGACCACUGUGUUCCCUUGGAUGGCGGCUGUGGCUGCUGGGCCAAUGGCACCUACCACGAGGCGGGCAGCGAGUUCUGGGCUGAUGCCACCUGCUCCCAGCGGUGCCACUGUGGACCUGGGGGUGGCUCGCUGAUCUGCUCUCCUGCCAACUGUGGGCUGGGUGAAGAAUGUGCCCUCCUGCCUUCCGGCCAGCAUGGCUGCCAACCUGUCAGCACAUCUGAGUGCCAGGCUUGGGGUGACCCCCACUACGUGACCCUAGAUGGGCACCGAUUCGACUUCCAAGGCACCUGCGAGUACCUGCUGAGCGCACCCUGCCAUGUACCACCCAAGGGGGCUGAGCACUUCAACGUCACUGUGACCAAUGAGCACAGGGGCAGCCAGGCCGUCAGCUACACCCGCAGCGUCACUCUGCAUAUCUACAACCAUAGCCUGACCCUGAGUGCCCGCUGGCCCCAGCGGCUACAGUUGAACGGCGAACUCGUGGCGCUGCCCUUCCAGCUGGACUCGCGCCUGCGGGCGCAUCUGAGCGGCGCUGACGUGGUGGUGACCACCGCCUUCGGGCUCCAGUUAGCUUUCGACGGGAACAGUUUCGUGCGCCUGAGGGUGCCGGCGGCAUACGCGGGCACCCUCUGUGGCCUGUGCGGGAACUACAACCAGGACCCUGCAGACGACCUGAACGCAGUGGGCGGGAACCCAGGCGGCUGGCAGGUGGGCGGCGCCCAGGGCUGCGGGGAGUGCGUGCCCGGGCCCUGUCCGCAGCCCUGUACGCCUGAGCAGCAGGAACCCUUCGGUGGCCCUGAUGCCUGCGGUGUGAUCUCCGCUCCCGACGGCCCGCUGGCGCCCUGCCAUACCCUCGUGCCACCUGAGAAUUACUUCCAAGGCUGCUUGCUGGACGCCUGUCAGGCUCAGGGCCAUCCGGGAGGCCUGUGCCCUGCCGUGGCCGCGUACGUGGCAGCCUGCCAAGCCGCUGGGGCCCAGCUCGGCGAAUGGAGGCGGCCGGACUUCUGUCCCCUCCAGUGCCCUGCCCAUAGCCACUACGAGCUCUGCGGUGACUCCUGCCCUAUCAGCUGCCCAAGCCUCUCAGCACCCGAGGGCUGUGAGCCAGCCUGCCGAGAGGGCUGUGUCUGCGAUGCUGGCUACGUUCUCAGUGGUGACACCUGUGUACCCCUGGGCCAGUGUGGCUGCCUCCAUGAUGGCCGCUACUACCCACUGGGCGAGGCCUUCUACCCAGGCCCUGAGUGCGGGCGGCACUGUGAGUGUGGACCAGGUGGCCAAGUCACCUGCCAGGAGGGCACAGCCUGUGGGCCCUAUGAGGAGUGCCGCUUAGAGGAUGGUGUCCAGGCUUGUCAUCACAGAGGCUGUGGCCGCUGCCUGGCCAGCGGGGGCAUCCAUUAUGUCACCCUCGAUGGACGAGUCUACGACCUGCAUAGCUCCUGCUCCCAUAUCUUAGUUCAAGUCUGUCGCCCAAAGCCUGGGGAUGAGGACUUUGCCAUUGUGCUUGAGAAGAAUGCAGCUGGAGACCCACAGCGCCUGCUGGUUACUGUGGCUGGCCAGGUUGUAGGCCUGGCUCGGGGACAGGUCACCAUCGAUGACGAGGUUGUGACCCUACCUGUGGCUGUGGGCCACGUGCGGGUGACUGCUGAGGGUCGAAACAUAAUCCUGCAGACGACCAAGGGGCUGCGGCUUCUCUUUGAUGGCGAUGCCCACGUGCUCAUGUCGAUUCCCAGCACUUUCCAUGGACGGCUCUGUGGCCUCUGUGGGAACUUCAAUGGCAACUGGAGCGAUGACUUUGUCCUGCCCAGUGGUGCAGUGGCCCCCAGCGUGGAGGCCUUUGGAGCUGCAUGGCAGGCACCCGGCUCCUCCCAGGGCUGCAGUGUGGGCUGCGGGCCUCAUGGCUGCCCUGUGUGCUCAGCAGAAGAGACGGCACCAUACGAAAGCAACAAGGCCUGUGGGCAGCUCCGCGACCCCCAGGGCCCCUUUGCCACCUGCCACGCGGUGCUGAGUCCCUCUGAGUACUUCCGCCAGUGCGUGUAUGACCUGUGUGCCCAGAAGGGCGAUAAAGCUGCCCUCUGCCGCAGCCUGGCAGCCUACACAGCAGCCUGCCAAGCAGCCGGCCUGGCCGUGAAGCCUUGGAGAACAGACAGCUUCUGCCCGCUCCAGUGCCCCACUCACAGCCACUACUCCAUCUGCACGCGCACCUGCGAGGGCUCCUGUGCGGCUCUGUCUGGCCUCACCGGCUGUACCACCCGCUGUUUCGAGGGCUGUGAGUGUGAUGACCGCUACCUGCUCUCCCAGGGCAUCUGCAUCCCCAUCCAAGACUGUGGCUGCACCCACAGCGGCCAAUACUUGCCAGUGAACUCCUCCCUGCUGACCUCAGACUGCAGCGAACGCUGUUCCUGUUCCUCAAGCAGAGGCCUGACAUGCCAGGCAGCUGGCUGUCUACCAGGCCGCGUAUGUGAGGUCCAAGCUGGAGCCCGGGACUGCUGGGUCCCCCGUGGUAUCUGUUCCCUCUCUGUAGGCACCAACCUCACCACCUUUGAUAGGGGCCAUAGCACCAUCAGCUCUCCUGGCAUCUAUGAGCUCUCUUCCCGCUGCCCAGGACUGCAGAAGACCAUCCCUUGGUACCGGGUAGUUGCUGAUGUCCAGGCCUGCGAUGGUAAAGUCAAGGCUGUGGGCCAGGUCCACAUCUUCUUCCAGGAUGGAAUAGUGACUGUGACCCUGAACAAGGGCGUGUGGGUGAAUGGUCUCCAAGUGGAUCUCCCAGCUGAGGUGUUAACAUCUGUGUCCGUAAGUCGGACCCCUGAUGGCUCCACGCUAGUCCACCAGAAGGCAGGGAUCCAGGUAUGGCUUGGAAAAGAUGGGCAGCUGGCUGUGAUAGCCAAUGAUGACCAUGCUGGGAUGCUGUGUGGGGCCUGUGGAAACUUUGAUGGUGACCAGACCAAUGAUGGACAUGGAUCCCAGACUGUGACAGAGAAAUGGAGAGCGCCAGACUUCUCCCCAUGUUACCGCUGAUCAAUCAUCUGCAAGGAAUGAGGACUUCAGGACCUGAUCCCCUUGCAGGUUGCAGAGGCAGAAGGAUGCACUGUGCGCCCCUUUUCUACUCUACCCCUCUGCAGAGUCACUGAAGCCAAAUGGGAGAGCGCUGAAUAAAUAUCUUAACCUAAGUUG
Tupaia belangeri chinensis (Chinese tree shrew) is the source of this 9153-nucleotide messenger RNA. RefSeq names its product Fc gamma binding protein (gene FCGBP). NCBI's taxonomy places the organism in Eukaryota, Metazoa, Chordata, Mammalia, Scandentia, Tupaiidae. Gene Ontology annotation, cellular component: extracellular matrix. The record is from RefSeq and is a predicted model, not a curated record. Bases 7 to 8997 code for a protein of 2996 amino acids. The transcript has 20 exons. Gene Ontology annotation, molecular function: protein binding.